Molecule: messenger RNA, 804 nt
Organism: Haemonchus placei
Lineage: Eukaryota; Metazoa; Nematoda; Chromadorea; Rhabditida; Trichostrongylidae
Source: the annotation of a GenBank genome assembly
AUGAAUCUGUUGUCAGAAUCGUCCCAUUUGUCGAACAGGGUGAGGAGGCAAUUGCGGCAGGAAGUUGAGUACGGACUGAUACCAGAAGAGUCGAUACGCGAUGCUGGAGAAUAUCCUUCUGAAGAAGGAAGCGAUGUUGAAUACUAUCCUCCACCACAGCUCCCUCCGCCGGAUAAUUCCUGUGUUUGUCUCGCUGAAAAUUCCUGUCCUCCCGGACCACCUGGACCGCCUGGAGAAGAAGGUCCUGAUGGAAAGGAUGGUAUCGAUGGUGUCGAUGGUUACAACGGUUUUGACGCUCAUCCAAGUGAACCUUCGAAACUCUCGAAAGGAUGCUACUACUGUCCACCAGGUGAACCUGGACCUCGUGGUGCUGAUGGUGCAAAGGGCAAACGUGGUCAACGCGGUCCUCCAGGGCGACCAGGUCGUCCGGGAACCAAUGGUGCACGAGGCUAUCCAGGGGAUAUGGGAGCGUUCGGUCCACCCGGUCCUGACGGAGAAGCAGGAAGACCUGGACCGAAUGGGCUCGAUGGUGUAGUCUAUCAAGAACGCGCGGGUGUCAAAGGUCUCACAGGUUUACCCGGACUGGCAGGUCCACCUGGUUUACGAGGUAAGCCAGGAUCUCCUGGCCCACCUGGUGCCCCUGGUUAUCCUGGAUUGGCUGGAGUUGCAAUCAUGGAUGGUCCUCCUGGUUUGCCAGGACCAAUUGGACCACCUGGACGACCAGGAGAGGAUGCUCAUUAUUGUGAGUGCUCUCCAAGGUCAUCUGCGGUCGAAAUCGAGUCAUCAGGAAUCGGACCUUAUUAA